Messenger RNA from Aspergillus terreus NIH2624, 2133 nucleotides. RefSeq names its product putative glucokinase regulator family protein. Gene Ontology annotation, molecular function: enzyme inhibitor activity; enzyme binding; fructose-6-phosphate binding. Gene Ontology annotation, cellular component: mitochondrion; nucleoplasm; cytosol. The coding region runs from base 1 to 2133 and encodes 710 amino acids. Lineage: Eukaryota; Fungi; Ascomycota; Eurotiomycetes; Eurotiales; Aspergillaceae. The record is from RefSeq and is a predicted model, not a curated record. The transcript has 5 exons. Gene Ontology annotation, biological process: amino sugar catabolic process; response to fructose; negative regulation of glucokinase activity.
AUGGAUCUCCCUAUGCUGGGAAGUCUGCAAACUGAAGCCGUCAAUGCACGGACAGGCAAUAUCGAUCAGAUCCCAACAAUAGACCUAUGCAGGGUCAUCAAUGCAGAGGAUCAUCAAGUCGCCCCGAGCGUCACCCCAUUUCUCCCGCAAAUCGCAGAAGCCAUUGAUGCUCUUGCUGCCCGAGUGCGCCGAGGCGGCCGGGUGGUGCUUGGUAUAUUGGAUGCAUCCGAGAUCCCGCCAACCUUUGCAGCGCCGCCGUCGCAGUUCAUUGGACUGAUCGCGGGUGGCGAUGCAGCCAUCCGGCGUGCGCAGGAAGGCGCCGAGGACAGUGUGUCUCAAGGCGAAACGGAUCUCGCUGCACUUCAGCUUGAUGCUGCGCUUGAUAGUGUGAUUGGUAUUGCAGCAUCAGGCCGCACGCCCUACGUGCUGGGUUGUAUGGCGUUUGCCAAGCGCAUCGGAUGUCUGACAAUCGGUGUUGCCUGCGCCUCGCCGUCUGCUAUGAGCCGAUCUGGAGAUGUUGAUAUUAUGCUGUCUCCUCUGCCUGGGCCGGAGGUGGUGACGGGGAGUACCCGGUUGAAGGCCGGGACGGCGACGAAGUUGGUGUUGAAUAUGUUGAGCACGGGGACGAUGAUUCGGAUUGGUAAGACCUAUGGGAAUAUGAUGGUCGACUUGGUCGCUUCAAAUGAAAAGCUGAAGCAACGGUCGCGGAAUAUUCUCAAACGGCUCAGUGAGCGAUGUCAUUCCAUGGACGAUUCCGAGCUGGAUGCUCUCCUUGCGAAAUGCAAUCGGAGUGUCAAAUUGAGCUUGUUAGUCGCCGAGACUGGUUUGACAGUGGGCGAAUGCCAACGCGAUUUGGAUGCCGCUAAGGGUGUUCUUGCAAAGGCGCUCCAGCAUAGAAAUCCCCAAGAUGCCAUGGAGAAGGCCCACAUAGCACCCUCAUCGUUCGCGAACUGCUUUAAGGCUGUGUGGCUUGGAUUAGCGGGUAUUGACCGCAGCCGGUUCCACGAGAUCUUGACCCCUAAACUGCAAGAUGCCUUUGGGGUGUCCGGAGAAGCUCUCCGGCUCACAAAUGAUGUUGACCUGCUGGCUGGGGCAAUGAUUCAGCAUGCUAAGGUGCGAUCCGCAGUAGUAGUGAUUGCUGGGACUGGGAGCGUCGCAAUGAUAUAUGAAUGGGACGCGCAACAACAGCACCCACGACGCGUUGCACGAUCUGGCGGAUGGGGACAUCUUCUCGGUGACGAAGGAGGUGGUUAUGCCAUUGGCCUGCAUGCACUGAAAUCGACGAUGAGCGCGCUGGAAGCGCGACGAUUGGGAUUGCGGUCUCUCCCUUUGGAGCCGUUACAUUGCGCAGUGCUAGAUCGACUUGGAUUUGGUGUUUCUGACGGGAAAGAGAUUGACCUGGUUGGGGAGAUCCUGGUCGGUCAUCAAGAGAAAGACAUCAAAGUGCGCAUCGCCAGUCUGGCCGAGGUCGUCUUGAAUCUGUCAUCGACAGACGAAAUAUCCAAAGGCAUUGUGGAAGUGCAGGUGAAGCAGCUUGUGGAAACGACUGUCGGGCGUCUCAUUCAUCCUGGAUGCAGUGGGUUCACGGCAUCAGAACAAACUGGCCUCAUUCUCUCCGGAAGUCUGCUGGGCCACGACCAGUAUAGAAAGGUUUUCUUGCAACAUCUGAACGCGCACUUUGCGUAUGUGGAGCACAUCAGGGAGGCAGCGGUGGUGGGAGCGCAGUCACUAACGAUGCUGCUGUUCGGGAUCAUCGCCCAGAUGAAGCAGAUGAACAUCAAGCUUAACUACAACCAGCUGGCGGCGCACAUGGGCUCCGGUAGUGUCCCUACCCCGAAUGGAGAAGCCUUCUUACUCACCGAGGUCUUAGAAUGUACCGCUGUUGCGGUGCAGUUGCAUCUGAAGAGACUCCGUCGACAAGUUGAAGGGUCCGGCAGUACAGAGAACACUCCCAACGCGAGUCCCGCAAAGCGCAAGGCGACCGGAGAACCCAAGACCCCCACCAAGCGAGGAAAAGGAAAGAAGGCUAGUCUCAAGGAAGGCAUUGAGUUGACCGUCGAGGAAGAUGAUGAGGAGGACAGCAAGAUGGAGGUGAAGAAGGAGGCUGGGUAUGACUUUGAUUCCGCUGUGUGA